This is a messenger RNA of Hippopotamus amphibius kiboko, 3840 nucleotides long. It is a transcript of the gene ZNF146, whose product is annotated as zinc finger protein 146. The transcript is spliced from 3 exons. Gene Ontology annotation, biological process: regulation of transcription by RNA polymerase II. The record is from RefSeq and is a predicted model, not a curated record. Lineage: Eukaryota; Metazoa; Chordata; Mammalia; Artiodactyla; Hippopotamidae. Gene Ontology annotation, molecular function: DNA-binding transcription factor activity, RNA polymerase II-specific; RNA polymerase II cis-regulatory region sequence-specific DNA binding. The coding region runs from base 1407 to 2285 and encodes 292 amino acids.
UGUGGGCGUCUUGGGCUCAUGGGGUCGGGGAGGUUGAAGGGAAGGAUUCUGGAUCUAUUGGGGUGCGGCGCGAGGGUGGAAAGUGGGUUUAAGAGCUUCUGGCCUACAUGUAGGGUGGGGGUGGGGGCCUCUGAGGAGGGUUCGAGCGUGCGUGACCCUGAGUUUGACCGCAAGUUUGACCGGAUGUUUGAGAUUAUUGCGAGAGAAACGUGGGUGCAGGGUUGUGUAUAGCUGCUUCUAAGAGAGAGAGAGGUAGGAGACCAGCAUUGAGAGAAUAACAUCCGAGCGGAACUUCCCUUGUCGAAAGUGCUGAUAAUAACGGUGCCAUCUUCCUGGAACAUCUUAUUUACUUGAAGAUUUGAAGGGAGAUAAAAGCUAAGUGGGUCGCUUCCUUGUGCAUUCCUGGAGACUGCAUGUUCCUCAUCCUUCAGAAGGCCAGGAGGCCCCAGGGCUCAGUCUGAGUUCUAGGACAGAACUUUGGCUCCAGCAUUAACAUUCUAGUGCUGUGUCGUUUCCCCAAUAGCAGGUUAUAAGCUGACCAGGCUGUAUGUGAUCCUCUGUUGAAGCAAGAAGACGAACUCUGGAUGGUGGAGAAAGAAGUGGAAAGGAAAUUUGUCCAGAAGAAGCCUGAGAAGAUGAUGAGCAGAUAGAGAGGCAACAAGACUUGGGAGGCAAGUUGCAUCCAGCUCAAAUAAAGUACAGACUGAGGAAAAAAAGCAGUGAAUAUAAGAAAAUUGGAAAAAUACUUCCUAUGAUCUCAAACCUUGUAUCUUUUAAGGCAACAUCUUUUUCAACUUAACCUAGAAAGAGUUUGAAACACAAUUUAGACUUAGUUGUGUAGGAAAGCAUCAUCAAUUUAAUUAAUUUGGAAAUCCUGCCAUAGCUUACUCCUUAUGGUAAUAACCCCCUUUAGGUGUAAAUAAGUGUGGAAAUGCCUUCAUUUAAAAAAUUUUGAACCCCAUAUGCUAUCAGAGCAUUCAUACUGAGAGAAAACCUAUGAAUUUACUGAAUGUGGGAAAACUUUCACUCCCAUGCUGCACCUCAUUAACUGUAGAAGUCAGCCUUGAGAGAAACCCUGUGCUCCUAAAGAAUAUUGAAAAGCCUUUAGCUAGAUGACAGAUUUCAUUGAGUACAAGAAAAUUCAUACUGGAGAGAAACCAGUGAAUGUAACAAAACUUCAUUGAGCAUUAGAAAAUUUAGAGUUGAAGAGAAAGCUUUGAAUGUACUGAGUAUGAUAAAGUUUUCUCUUGAACCUUAUCUCUUACUCUGCAUUUGAAAGGUCAUACACAGAGAAGCCCUGCGAAUGUAAGAAAUGUGGAAAUACCUUCAGCCAAAAGUAAAUUCUCAUUCAUCAGAAAAUUCAUACUGGAGAGAAAUCUUGUGAAUGUGGGAAAGUUUCCAUUCAGAUGUCACACCUCAGUCAGCAGAGAAUUUGUAGUGGGGAGAACCCCUUUGCCUGUAAGGUAUGUGGGAAAGUCUUCAGCCACAAAUCAACUCUCACUGAGCAUGAGCAUUUUCAUAAUAGAGAGAAACCUUUUGAAUGUAAUGAAUGUGGAAAAGCAUUCAGCCAAAAGCAGUAUGUCAUUAAACAUCAGAACACCCAUACUGGAGAGAAGCUUUUUGAAUGUAAUGAAUGUGGAAAGUCUUUCAGCCAGAAGGAAAACCUUCUUACCCAUCAGAAAAUUCACACUGGAGAGAAACCUUUUGAGUGUAAGGAUUGUGGGAAAGCUUUCAUUCAGAAGUCAAACCUCAUCAGACACCAGAGAACUCACACAGGAGAGAAGCCCUUUGUAUGUAAGGAGUGUGGGAAAACCUUCAGUGGCAAAUCAAACCUUACUGAGCAUGAGAAAAUUCAUAUUGGAGAAAAACCCUUUAAGUGUAGUGAAUGUGGAACAGCCUUUGGUCAGAAGAAGUACCUCAUAAAACAUCAGAAUAUUCACACUGGAGAGAAACCUUAUGAAUGUAAUGAAUGUGGAAAAGCCUUCUCUCAGCGAACGUCACUUAUUGUACAUGUGAGAAUUCAUUCAGGUGAUAAACCUUAUGAGUGCAACGUAUGUGGGAAAGCCUUCUCUCAAAGUUCAUCUCUUACGGUGCAUGUGAGAAGCCAUACAGGUGAGAAGCCCUAUGGUUGUAAUGAGUGUGGGAAAGCUUUCUCUCAAUUCUCAACCCUUGCUCUACAUUUAAGAAUACAUACAGGUAAGAAGCCUUAUCAAUGUAGUGAAUGUGGGAAAGCUUUCAGCCAGAAGUCACACCACAUUAGACACCAGAAAAUUCAUACUCAUUAAAAACCUGUGGUCAUCAGGACUUCCCCGGUGGUCCAGUGGUUAAGACUCUGUAUUUCCACUGCAGAGGGUGCAGGUACAAUCUGGUUGGGGAACUAAGAUCCUAUAUGCCACAGGGCACGGCCAAAGCAAAACAACAACGAAACCUGUGGAUAUCAUGAAAGGUGUUCAUCAGGAAUUUACACCUCAUAACAUAUCAGAAAUAAUCAUUCUGAAGGAAAGCAUCACAAAUGAGAGAAACAAAAGCUAAAAACUUAAAGGACAUCUGAGAAUUCAUCAUGAAGAGAAAGACAUUUGUAUAACAAAAGUCCUUUGUGUCCAAUAAAAAAACAUAUAGCAAAGGUAAUGCUGAAACUUUCACUGCAUUUCCACUAAAAUUGGGAAUGGAAAACGUGUUUAUUACCUUGCUGUCUGCAUGGAUCUGGAGAUUUUCAACAAUGUAAUAAAAGUUGUAAGUAUUAGGAAGAGACUUUUAUGGUAUUGAUUUAGCAGAAGAGAUUCUGGAAACACCUAUGCAUUUAUUAGAAUUUAUAAUACAGAAAUUGCAUCAGGAGAUGAGAAGAUAAUGGGACUAUUUAAAAGAUGAUUUGGAGGUAAUUUGUUCUCCAGGGGAAAAAAGAUAAUGAACUAUACACAAAGGUAAGAUCCAAGGGGAUUAGAUUAAAAACAGGAAUAUGAAAAAGCUGUAUACUAAAAUGGUUAUGACUUUGGGAGUUGGGAAACAUUCCUUAUAGCAAAUUGAAAAAUACCUAACAAUUCUACUCUGAGUUUGUAUGCUCGGGAAAUAUGUAUCAGGCUGUUUACUGUAGCAUGAUUGUAGUAGUCAUAAAUUGGAAACAACUUAAAUGCCCAUCAGGAACAAAAUGGAAAAUACGUAUGAUGGAAUACUGUAUAGCUGUAAAAUGUAAUAAAUGAGAUCUAUAUGUAUUACAGAGAAAGAUCUCAAAAAUCAUGUUGGGGGGAAAGAUAAAAUUGCAGAACGACAGAUAAUACGAUGACAUUUUGUAAAUUUGAAUUAAAACUUCUCUCACAAAAUUUCAGUGCUAUAUAUAUUGGUAAUGGAUACAUAUAUGUAUGUAUGUUUUUUAAAUGUUUUUGAAAUGGAUUGGAAGGAUACAGACCAAACUCUUGAUAGUGGUUGCCUGUGAAGAGUGGAGGAGGGAAGGGAAUGCGUGUGGGGGAGGGGGGGAUUGGUUAGAGGGGACUUCAGUUUUAUAUAUAAACAUCCAUUUCUCUUUAAAAAAAGACUACAAGAAAUAUAUUGAAAUACUGGUUAAUUCUGGAUUGUGGUAUAUGGAUAGCUUGUCUUAUUUUUUGUACUUUUCUGUAUUUUUAAAUUUUCUCAAAAUUAGUAAGAAUGGGGGUGAGGAUGGGAACACUGUACUUAUAGAAAUCAUGUUCUAAUGGAUUCAUUCCCAAUCAACUACUAAACUUUUUAUAGAAAAUAUUUCUAAAAUUUUAUCAAUGAGUGGAUGGACUUGCUCUCUAUGUAGUAUGAAAUUAUCUAUUUUAUUAAAAUUAAAAAUGACAGCAUAAUCCAAAUCUGUUGUAAUUUAUU